AUGGCGCUCAAAUUCAUUAAUAAAAACGCUAAAAAAGAUACGGACAUCAUACUUAGUCCAUUAUGUGUGCUUCAGCAUUUUACGUGUAAUUCACUCACUUGUCCAUUCCAUCAAGAACCAGUUGCAGAGACUGAGAAGCAUUUAUUCUGCGUGGAAAUGAUGAACCGCCUCAAUAUACAGAGGGAGAACGAGCAGUUCUGCGAUGUGAUUCUAAAAGUUGGCUCCGGCGACGAUCUGGCGUGUCUGAAAGCGCACAGAGUAGUGAUAUGUGCAGGAAGUCCGUUCUUUAACAAUGCUUUGAACAGUGAAAUGAAAGAAAAGAAAAAAGGCGUUAUCAGAUUGGAACAAACCAGCAAAGAGGUGAUGGAGGAAGUUUUGAAGUAUAUGUACAAAGGACAUGUAGAUGUGAGAGAAGUAGUCGCCUGUGAUUUAUUGGCUGUGGCAGACUACCUCAUGAUACCAAGCUUGAAGGAUUUGUGUGCACAAGUUAUUUUACGAGGACUGUCUCUGUCCCACUGCGUUGCAACUUACCAUUUAAGCGUGAAGUACCAGUGCGAAGAGCUCAUGAAAGGCGCGAGGGUUUUCAUUCUAGAAAACUUCGUCACCGUAGCGAAAACGGAAGACUUUCUAAAUUUGAGCAAAAGGAAAUUCUUGUAG
Stylophora pistillata is the source of this 657-nucleotide messenger RNA. RefSeq names its product kelch-like protein 40. The record is from RefSeq and is a predicted model, not a curated record. NCBI's taxonomy places the organism in Eukaryota, Metazoa, Cnidaria, Anthozoa, Scleractinia, Pocilloporidae.